This is a messenger RNA of Staurois parvus, 901 nucleotides long. NCBI's taxonomy places the organism in Eukaryota, Metazoa, Chordata, Amphibia, Anura, Ranidae. The record is from the annotation of a GenBank genome assembly.
AUGUCGCCCCCAAGCCACCGCUACCGCGACAUUGAGAGGACAGCAGAGUACCUCCAGCCAGAGAAGUGCAUCCCACCACCUGUGGAUAACUCCAUGGCUAAAGUGUGGUUUAUCAAGGAUGGCUGCGGCAUUGCAUGUGCCGUGGUGACCUGGCUACUGGUUUUCUAUGCUGAGUUUGUUGUGAUUUUCGUUAUGCUGCUUCCAUCCAAGGACGCUGUUUAUAGCGUAAUUAAUGGGAUCAUCUUUAAUAUUUUGGCAUUCCUGGCACUGGCAUCACACAUCUGCGGGCUAUGAUUACCGAUCCUGGUGCUGUACCCAAAGGAAAUGCCACAAAGGAAUUUUCAUUGAAAGCUUGCAGUUGAAACCAGGGCAGGUGGUUUACAAGUGUCCGAAAUGUUGUAGCAUCAAGCCGGACAGGGCUCAUCACUGCAGUGUUUGCAAGAGAUGCAUUAGAAAAAUGGAUCACCAUUGUCCUUGGGUCAACAACUGUGUGGGAGAAAACAACCAGAAAUUUUUUGUCUUGUUUACUAUGUAUAUAGCUCUGAUCUCCUUGCAUGCCCUAGUUAUGGUAGGGUUUCAUUUCCUGUAUUGCUUUGAAGAAGACUGGACAAAGUGCAGCUCAUUUUCGCCACCUACCACAGUCAUCCUACUUAUUCUACUUUGUUUUGAGGGUCUACUUUUCCUCAUAUUCACUGCUGUUAUGUUUGGGACACAGGUACAUUCCAUAUGUACUGAUGAAACGGGAAUAGAACAGUUGAAAAAGGAAGAGAGAAGAUGGGCUAAAAAAACAAAAUGGAUGAAUCUGAAAGCAGUAUUUGGCCAUCCGUUCUCUAUAGCAUGGCUUAACCCCCUCGCCACUCCAGACCAGGGAAAAGCAGACCCUUAUCAAUAUGUGGUCUGA